Messenger RNA from Manis javanica (Malayan pangolin), 3814 nucleotides. It is a transcript of the gene ORC2, whose product is annotated as origin recognition complex subunit 2. Gene Ontology annotation, cellular component: nuclear origin of replication recognition complex; nucleus. NCBI's taxonomy places the organism in Eukaryota, Metazoa, Chordata, Mammalia, Pholidota, Manidae. Gene Ontology annotation, molecular function: DNA replication origin binding. Gene Ontology annotation, biological process: DNA replication. The record is from RefSeq and is a predicted model, not a curated record.
CUCCCUGGUGCCUGUUUGCUGUAACCUGUGACCCUGUGAUCCUGUUCUCCGGCUGCUUACAAGAAUUUAGCCUUUCUCGCUGGGGCCGUCCCAGCGGAAGCCUUCCCUGCAGCGACCACUCACCGCUGGUAGCGGGGUGGCCGGAGCCGCGCGUGGCGGAGACUGAGCGGUGCGUAGUGAGGCGACCGAGUAGCCUGCCUUCAUCGCGUUCUUAGUUCGGGGCUUGUGAGGGUUAUGUUUUUUAAAGUGCAGCAAAUCCUUUAUUUGCUCCCAAAGGAGAAUGUGUUGCUGUUAAUACUUACUUGGUGUAGCUGUAUUGCUUACCUAUUAACUCCUUGAAAGGAGUCCCCUUAAAAUUACAGGUGACUCUACCUGAAUUUUCCAGUAGCAGAAUGUAUAGUACCUUUAAAGGUUGGCAAUGAUGAGUAAACUGGAAUUAAAGGAAGACAAGAUGCUGGAAGUUCAGUUUGUGGGAGAUGAUGAUGUUCUUAAUCACAUUCUUGAUAGAGAAGGAGGAGCUAAAAUUAAAAAGGAGCGAGCUCAGCUUUUGGUCAACACAAAAAAAAUAAUAAAGAAGCCGGAAACUGAUGUGGAGGAUGGUGACCAGGAAGUCUUAAGAGAUCAGAACUAUGUGGGAGUUUUGGGACGAGAUGUUCAAGAAUCCUUGAAAAAUGGCUCUGCUACAGAUGGUGGGAAUAAAGUUUAUUCUUUUCAGAAUAGAAAACAGUCUGAAAAGAUGCCAAAAUUAGAUUCAGAACUAGCAAAAACGCCAAGAAAAAAUGUUUCAUUCACUUUGAAGAAUGAUCCUGAAAUUAUGAUAAACACUCCCCAGUGUAGCAAGGGGCAUUCUGCUUCAGAAAAAGUUGAGUUGAAGAACAAUGAUCAAAGUGAAUUUCUGUCAACAGCAACUCGUGGCCUAAGGAAAAGAUUAAUAGUUUCAAGGUCUCCUUCUGACAGUGAAAGUGAAUAUUCUACUUCCCACUCAGAGGAUGAUGAAGAGGUUGCACAAGAAUAUGAAGAAGGCACUAACGAAUUCAGCCAAAAGAUUCAACCUCAGAAUAGAGUAGUUUCAGCUCCUGUUUGCAAAGAAACACCUCCUAAGAAAAUGAAAAGAGAUAAAACAAGUGACUUAGUAGAAGAAUAUUUUGAAGCUCACAGCAGUUCAAAAGUUUUAACCUCUGAUAGAACACUGCAGAAAAUAAAGAGAGCUAAAUUGGAUCAGCAAACUUUGCAUAAGUUACUGAGCAAGGUUUCUCCUUCCUUUUCUACUGAACUUAAACAACUAAAUCAACAAUAUGAACAAUUAUUUCAUAAAUGGAUGUUGCAGUUACACCUGGGGUUCAACAUCAUGCUUUAUGGUUUGGGUUCUAAGAGAGAUUUACUAGAAAGGUUUCGAACUACCAUGCUGCCAGACACCAUUCAUGUUGUCAUCAAUGGCUUCUUUCCUGGGAUCAGUGUGAAAUCAAUCCUGAAUUCUGUAACAGAAGAAGUCCUCAAUCAUGUGGGUACUUUCCGAAGUGUACUGGAUCAGCUGGACUGGAUAAUAAACAGGUUUAAAGAAGAUUCUUCUUUAGAACUCUUCCUUCUCAUUCACAAUUUGGAUAGCCAAAUGUUGAGAGGAGACAAAAGCCAGCAAAUUAUUGGACAGUUGUCAUCUUUACAUAACAUAUACCUUAUAGCAUCUGUUGAUCACCUCAAUGCUCCUCUCAUGUGGGAUCAUGCAAAACAGAGUCUUUAUAACUGGCUGUGGUAUGAAACAACUACAUAUAAUCCUUACACUGAAGAAACCUCCUAUGAGAAUUCUCUUCUGGUUAAACAGUCUGGAUCACUACCACUUAGUUCCCUAACUCAUGUCUUACGAAGUCUUACCCCCAAUGCAAGGGGGAUUUUCAGGCUACUAAUGAAGUACCAGCUGGAUAACCAAGAUAACCCUUCUUACAUUGGACUCUCUUUUCAAGAUUUUUACCAGGAGUGUCGGGAGGCAUUCCUUGUCAACAGUGAUACGACACUUCGGGCCCAGUUAACUGAAUUUAGGGACCACAAGCUUCUAAGAAUGAAGAAGGGAACGGAUGGAGUGGAGUAUUUAUUUAUUCCUGUUGACAAUGGAACAUUGACUGAUUUCCUGGAAAAGGAAGAAGAGGAGUCUUGAAACUAUUCUUUCCUCUUGAAUCUUCAGUGGAAGGGCUGCUGUACCCCAGCUGCCACUCCUCUAAAGUGUUGUGUUUACAUCUAACAGACUGUUUCCAGUAUAUAAGAGUUAAAACUGGGAGGGGGGAAUUCAUCAGUUAGAACCUUGAUUAGCCUGGCUGGUGUACCAUCUCUAGUACUAUGCAGUGGUCCUCAAGUUGGAGAAAAUGUGCCUUUCAUUCAUUACCUCUCUUGCUGGAAUGAAGUGUGCUCAGGGACUAUUUGGAACUGGAUGUUUUGCAUUCUUUUAUACCAGAGAUGAUGAUAUUCAUAAUGUUUUGAAGGGUCUGUUAACACUCCCAGAGCUGUUUGUAAAUGUGCUUGUUCCAGAGCAUGGAAGUACCAAGACACUGGCAUCACGUAAAUCUGCUCCAUUUGCUCUUCUGUGUGUCAGAACUGAUGAGUGUAAUGGAGAAGGCAGAUCCCCUCUUAACUCUUUCUGUAAUGGCUUACCAGAAAGUUUAGAUUGGGGAAAAGUAAGGUGAUCCAGUUUCUCCUUUUGGAUUUAGUCUACAUCCUGGUACAGGAAGAGGGGGCAUGCCACACUAUUCAGCUGGGAUAGUGGGAAAAACAUAACGAGUACCUAGAAUAUACCCAACCAUAGAAAGCACAUGAAUAAUAAUAGGUCAUGAUAUUCAGACAGAUAAUGUUUGUGCCAUCACCUUCAUGGUAGAAGUGAGAAGCCAGGCUAGAAACACAAUCCUGAAUUAUAUUUUUGUCACUGUUUUCAAGACAAUAGAAGAUAGAAUUUUAAUUAUUCUUAUAUAUUAACAUAUUUUUCUUUUCUUGAAUAACAUGCAGGUGACUAGCAUAUUAAUGGUUAGCUUAAAUUAAUUUUGAUUUCUCUAUUAAAUAGACCUAAAACUCACCAAGGCAUUUCAAUAUUUUUUUCUUAAAGUGACAAUUUCAAGCCUCCUAAAUAUUUACACAAGCCUUUUUUCUUCAGAAAGAAAAAAAAGAUGAGCCUUUGGCCACUGCAGGCUGUUUAUGGUCUUUGCAUACUCCCUAAAAUACUUCAUCCUUGGAAAUGAAAUUCUUCAUUAAAAUACAAGUAAUAAAGUAUGUACCACGUUAGCAUUUUUUACCCAUUAUUUACCAUACAAACCCCUUUCAUGAAAAUAUUUUCCAAAAUGCUUAGAAUUUUUUAAAUAACUCCUUUGUGGCAAUAAUUACUUUUAUGUUAAAUCCAUGUAUUAAGGGUUGUCUUAAAUAUAAUUACUAAAUACUAAAUUUGUACAUGUAUUUUUAAUUGUACAAUAGGAUAGUCAAUGAAAAGUGAGUCUCCCCAUUUCCGAAUCCAGCCCCUUAGGCAAGCAUGGGUAGCAGUUCAAGUAUUCCCACAGAGGUGCUCUAUGCAUAUGUAAGGGUAUUUGUCUAUCUCCUUUUAAAAACGCAAAUGGUAGCACAGACGAUACUUGCUGGUUUGCACCUUGCUUUUUUUGCUCAAUAUAUCUAGUUUAUAACUUAUAGUAUAAAAAAGUAUAUAAAAUCUUUAAUGACCUUAUGUGUAAACUUGCAUUUGCCCUUAAAUUUCUGGUUUAUUUUUAUAAUUUUUGUGUCUAUACUAUUUGCAAGCUGUAUGUGUCAACAGUCUACUUUUAAUAAAUAGCCAAUUUGUGUAGAAUCA